AUGGAGAGACAGCCUCUGUCUGCUUUACUUCUUGUAUUUGUCGUUAGCAUCACCACAGUCUGUGGUGAUGAGUACACAGAGAUGUUGUCAUGCCCAGAGAACCAAAAGGCCUAUAAUGGCUCCUGUUACGAGUUUAUGACCCUGCAAAUGAGCUUUGUAAAUGCUCAGGCAAGAUGUGAGCACAAUGGUGGACAUCUCACCUUUAUCCACAAUGAAGAAACACAACAGUUUCUACAGAAACAUCUGCAGCCGGAGAAAAACUGGUGGAUUGGGUUAGCAUCUACAUCCUUCAGCCUCAGCUCUAAGGAUCCAUUGUUCUGGCUGGAUGGAUCUGAAGUGAGCUACUCCAAUUAUCUCGGCUCAGACAUGCCUGGUGCUGGCUGUGGCUACAUCUCCAAAGAAACAGAUUUUCACUGGGGAGCAACCAAUAACUGCAGUCAGGAGUUUUUCUUUAUCUGCGAGUUUGAGUCGGGACAGAGACUAGCCUGUUUGGACAACCACUCCGUGACACUGAAAUGUGACUCUGGUCAGGUCAUAGAGAUUGAUGAGAGCUUUUACGGAAGGAACACGAUGCACUACUGCAGAGCCAAUAGUUCUCUUUUUCCUAAACCAGUUCAGGACAGGUGCAGCUGGGUUGAUGUGGUUAUUGCAGUAUCAGAUUUAUGCCAUGGCCUGCAAGUUUGCAAGGUUCCUGCAGACACAUCAGCCUUCGGAGAGCCUUGCCCACAACUGGGAAGUUACCUGUCUAUAAAAUACCACUGCAAAGAUGGACCCCAGUUAUCAGCAAGUAAUGGAACCAAAAGUUCUUCCCAGUUAAGAAGGUUCAUUAGGAACGAUAAAAACGAUAAAUGCACAUGUAGUGAUCUACAGAAGAGCAAUAAAGUUAAUGUUGACAUCGACUGUUUGACAAAUUGUGAUUCAAUAAAUGUCGAUACAGAUAUUUCUCUAAAAUCAUCCCCGGAUGAUUUAACAAAUGUUGAGUGGUUUUACAUAAAGCCAAAUGGUCCAGUUCAGGUUUCGUGUAAACACAAUAAAAGACCCAUGCAGUUGAGUGACAAAGUUGGAACUGGUUCCCUUUAUAAUGUUCCAAGUCAAACACUGGAAAAUCUUAAUCAUGGCUUCACUAUUGUAGCAAAAGGAUAUAAAAAUAAUGAUAUUGGCUAUGAUUGCAAAUUUUUUCAAUUUCAAAACACUAACCCAGAUCUACCCACACCCGUCUGUUCAAUUUCCCCUUCCACUGGGGAUAUCUUUACUCCAUUUAGAAUCAGCUGCACCAUAAGCCCGACUUUUUGUUCUGAGCCUUGCACAGUCUACCUCAAAACCUCCGAAGGUCAAUACGUCUAUCAGGGCAAUCAGAUAUCCGGCAUACCUGACCUUUAUCUUCCUCGGGGUCACUUUGGGCUAAUAGUUACUGUUAAGAAUAAUGCUCGUCAGACAGUCAGCACUACAGUCGAUGUUCGGGUCACAGACAGCACCAGUUUGUCUGCUGGAGCUGUACAGGAGGCUUUGUCACAAGUUGUAUCGCUGCAGAAAGCAGGAGUGAUUUCAGCCUCCACGUUGGCGCAGUUGUUUGAGGCCGUUUCUGAUAACUUGAACAGCAAUUUAAGUGAAGACGAUAAAAAAGAGCUGGUAGAAAGCAUGUCUACAUCAUUGCUUGAUGCAGUGACCCAAGAAAAUACAGACUAUCUUCCCGAUGAGAUAACAGUCUUAGCUUCCUCAGUCCUAAGUCUUGUCACACAUGAAAAUCUACUGACGCCUAACAUUACGGCAGCAGUAUGCUCUGUUCUUGAUGACAUUAGUAAGGACCUAAUUUCUUCAUCCAAUGGGAACAGCAAUGAAACGUCCAGCGCAGCUUUGCCUAUUGUUUUAUCAUCCAGUAUUCUUCUCAAACAUUCUGCUGUCAAUGACCAACAGACAUCUGAAAAAUUACUCAGGAUAAUGGACCAAGUACAGAGCGCCCUGCUUGCUAAAAAGUCUAUAAACACGGAGCCGAUAUUACUCAGCUCUCCACUGAUUAAUCUCUAUGUGAACAGGGUGACACCAGAUUAUCUCUUUGGCCUAAUCAUUACUGAGAACAUUUCAGCCGCCUUCACACUUCCAUCUUCAGUUUCUUAUCUGGUUCCAUCAGAUGAGCCAGUGAAUUUGCGUAUGAUGAGCUUUGGGAUAAACCCUUACGCUUGGAACAAAGAAGAGGACAUUAGUGGAACAGUCGGGAGUCUCUCUCUUUCCAGAGAUGAUGGUUCUGUUAUCCCAGUGGAAAAUCUUGAUGAGGAAAUUGAGAUUCUCUUACCAAGACUAGGUGUUGUGGAUAAAAACCAAACAUUUCUGAACCUGACAAGUUACAGCACUAUGGCCAUCAAUGUGACUGCUCCAAACACCUCUCUGGUGCUGAAACUGGAGCCUUCAAAUGAGACACCUUUAAUGUUACAUCUGGGCUUUCAGUACUAUCCAAAUGACACCAAGUAUGUUGCCAAGAUCCAAUUCCCUCAACCAGAAGACUCACAAGUAGACGAGUAUACCUGGGUUUUGACCCCCAAAGAUGUGGCAUUAGAAGUGGGGAUUUAUUAUCUUCUAGUGAGGCCUAUAGUCCCAGCAGGUGUAAACUCCACAAAUGUAACAGUGUUCAUUACAUCGAUUGCUGCUAACUGCAAGUACUGGAAUGAGUCUAAUAACAGAUGGAGUGAACAUGGCUGUAGGGUUGGCCCUCUCACCACAUCUCUGGUCACCCAGUGCCUGUGCACUCACUUGACAUCGUUUGGGAGCUCGUUCUUUGUCAUGCCCAACACAGUUGAUGUGUCUCGUACUGCUGAGCUUUUUUCCACGUUCAGCAACAACCCUGUGGUCGUGUGUUUUGUUGGUGCUUUAUUCCUGGUCUACAUUAUAACAAUGAUAUGGGCUCGCAAGAAAGACCUGCAGGACAAAAUAAAGGUGAGAAUCACUGUGUUGGAGGAUAAUGACCCAUUGGCUGAAUAUCGUUACUUGGUGGCUGUUACUACGGGGCAUCGCCAUGGAGCUGCCACAACAUCUAAUGUUACGCUGACACUAACAGGCACUGUUUGGGAGAGUAAGCCUCAUCAUAUGACUGAUCCAGAAAAACCUGUGUUCACUAGAGGAGCAGUGGACAUAUUUUUGCUCACUACUCCUUUCUCUCUUGGAGAUCUGCAGAGCAUCAGGCUGUGGCAUGACAACUCUGGGGAGCAUCCUGAUUGGUAUGUCAAUAAGGUGAUGGUACAAGACCUGGAGACUGGAGAGAUGUGGCAUUUCUUGUGCAACUCAUGGCUGGCCAUUGAUAACGGGGAUUGCACUCUGGACAAGGUGUUUACAGUAGCAUCUGAGACAGACUUAAAAGGUUUCCACAAUCUAUUUUUCACGAAGACAGUGAAAGACUUGUGUGAUGGCCACAUCUGGUACUCUGUUGUAAACCGACCUGCGAGCAGUAAUUUCACUCGAGUCCAGCGACUCUCUUGCUGUUUCUCCCUGCUGCUCUGCACCAUGUUAACCAGCAUCAUGUUCUGGGGGAUUCCCAAAAACCCCUCUGAGCAAGACAUGGAAUUAGGGACUAUCACAUUCAACUUGCAACAAGUGAUGAUCGGGAUCCAGAGUUCCAUUAUUAUGUUCCCCGUCAAUCUCUUGAUUGUAACCAUAUUCAGAAGCACCCGGCCUCGUAAAAAGAAAGAAGUAACAAUAAUUCAAGAGUCCAAAUCUGGAUCUUCUAAGGAGGAGAAAAAACUUGCAGAAAGAUGGCGCAUUCAGACAGACAUUACCGUUGAAAUUGUUGUCAAAGAAUUAAAGAAAAUAGUUCGUGCCCUGGCUAAAGCAGUGAAGUGUCCCAUUCCAAGUGCAGCAGAGGAAUCUGAAACAACGGACAUCAACACUUUAUUGUUGGUACUGGAAGACAUCAUUCGGCGGCAGAAUUUCAAACCCAGCAAAUCUUUUGUAAAAGAUACAGAAAAUGAGAAUUUAUACAAACUUUAUCUGCACUAUCUAUACAAUCAGCUAUGGAAUUUUGAAAAAGAGCUGAGGCUGCUGGAUCCAUCUCAAUUCCCUAAGUCAGAAGGCUAUAUUCAGGCUGUGCUUCAGCUUCAAAAUAUGAAACUGUUGCUAGAGCCCUAUUCCUAUUCUCAGUCUAUGAACAACGAGGCCCAAAUCGCCAGCCCUGAAAAAGAGCAAAAGAAAAAGUGGUAUCAGAAAGGCUUACCCUGGUGGUUUGUGAUUGUGGGUUGGAUUCUCAUUGCAGCCACUAGUGGCGUGUCAGCAUACUUCACCAUGAUGUAUGGGCUGACAUACGGAAAAGAACGCUCCAUCAGCUGGCUUAUUUCUAUCUCAGUGUCGUUCUUUCAGAGUUUGUUCGUCACCCAGCCUAUAAAAGUACUUGGAUUGGCAGUCUUCUUUGCUUUAGUGGUAAAAAAUGUGGAAAAUCAAGAUGAGAAUAUGUUCCAGCUGUUGAAGGACAUGACACUUACCUACUCAGAGGAUCCUGAUGAUAUACGCAUUUCCAGAAGGGACAGCAUGUCCACGUUCUACCAGCCUCCUCCUCCUGCUGACAUUGAGAAAAUGAAGGAAAAUUAUAUAAAAAAUCAAAAAGCUGUUGCCUUAAUCAAGGAGAUUAUCAUUUAUUUUGCAUUUCUGUGCGUACUACUCUUGACUACAUAUGGUCAGCGUGAUCCAAACGCUUAUUAUCUCACUCGGCACAUUCAGCAAAGUUUCAGCACUGGGAUCACUGACAGCAUGAGCCCUGGAGAUGUGUUUAACUGGGCAAAUGAUGUCCUCAUCAGCAAUCUCUUUGGACAACGUCCAGGGUUUAUCACAGAUGGAAACUCAAAGCUUGUGGGAAGUGCCCGUCUUAGGCAGGUUCGAGUGCAUAGGGACUCGUGCAAGAUAUCCAAAGCCAUGCAGCAGGCUGUUUAUAAUUGUAAUGCCCCAUACUCCUGGUCUGUAGAGGAUAUGGGCUCCUACGGUCCGAGUUGGAACCAUUCAAAAGAUGUAAAUAUAUCUGAGACCCUUCUUAUCCCCUGGCAAUAUCAAACCCAGUCCAAACUCAGGGGGCACCCAACCUGGGGCACGAUGGCUUUUUACAGAGGUGGAGGAUUUGUACUGGACCUGGGUCUUGACCCACAACAAGCAAGCAGCAUGCUACAGUAUUUGUUUAACAAAACUUGGCUGGACGUAUACACACGGGCAAUUUUUGUUGAGUUCACGGUAUACAAUGCCAAUGUCAACCUCUUCUGUAUUGUCACCCUGAUGCUAGAAACCACUGCACUGGGAGCGUUCCAGUACAGCAGUGAGCUGCAUAUUCUACGUCUUUAUCAGACCACAGAUGGCAUUAAUAUAGUGGCCUCUGAAGUCAUUUAUUUCCUUUUCAUUCUUUAUUAUAUGUUUUUGCAGAUCAAAAAAAUCAAGCAUCAGAAAUUGCAGUACUUUAGAAGCAAGUUUAACCUUUUAGAACUCUCCAUCAUUCUUUUAAGUUUGGCUGCACUGGGUGCAAUCAUCAACAGGACAAUUCAGGGAAAUAAAGAUCUGCAGUAUUUUCAAAAAAACAGAAAUCACUUCCCAAGCUUCUGUGACACAGCCUCCGCUGACUCAUCCCUCGGGUACAUUUUGGCUUUCCUUAUUCUGCUGGGUACCGUCAAAAUGUGGCACCUGAUGCGGCUCAACUCCAAAAUAAACUUGAUUAUCUGCACGCUGCAACGAGCUUGGAAUGACCUCACCAGCUUCAUUGUUGUCUUAAUCAUUAUGCUCCUGGCCUACUCCCUUGUGUGCAAUUUGCUGUUUGGUUGGAUUCUGUACACAUACAGGACUGUUCAAGAUUCCAUGUUAGCGAUUAUUGCCUUACAGCUUGGCAUAUUCAAUUAUGAAGAGGUCCUGGAUUUAAACCCAGUGCUUGGUGCUUUCCUAAUUCUCUCUUGCGUCUUCUUAAUGACAUUUGUGGUGCUGAACCUUUUCAUCUCAGUGGUUCUUGAGGCAUUCAGUCAAAAGCGAAAGCACUACAAGCCAUCUGAAGAGGAGGAAAUAGUAGACCUGAUGAUGAUAAAGAUCUGCAAGUUGUUUGGCAUCCCAGUUAAGAAGAAAUGAUGAAGAAAACCUAACAGAACCCCAUCCUUACACUUAUGCUUAAGCUGUUCUGUUUGUGUAGCUGUCCAAGAUGAACAGACUGUUUAAUAGGUGAAUUGCUGCUUUUUAAUGUUCCUUAAAAAUGCUUUUAUCUAGACCAUGACUAGAAGUUCAUCAGGAGUUGUGUUUAAGGAAUAUGCUCUUUCUCACGUUAUGCACAUUUCUGUAUGCAUGUAAUC
Clarias gariepinus (North African catfish) is the source of this 6290-nucleotide messenger RNA. Its product is annotated as polycystic kidney disease protein 1-like 2. Gene Ontology annotation, molecular function: protein binding; carbohydrate binding; calcium channel activity. The transcript is spliced from 36 exons. The record is from RefSeq and is a predicted model, not a curated record. The coding region runs from base 1 to 6072 and encodes 2023 amino acids. Lineage: Eukaryota; Metazoa; Chordata; Actinopteri; Siluriformes; Clariidae. Gene Ontology annotation, cellular component: membrane. Gene Ontology annotation, biological process: detection of mechanical stimulus.